Molecule: messenger RNA, 2778 nt
Organism: Peniophora sp. CBMAI 1063
Lineage: Eukaryota; Fungi; Basidiomycota; Agaricomycetes; Russulales; Peniophoraceae
Source: the annotation of a GenBank genome assembly
AUGGACAACGAGAACUACAACCCGAAUAUUGUAUUCGAUGACGCCGAGGCCUCUGAGCUGCCCGAUGACCUCGAGCUCGACAUAUGGUUCCGCGAUCCCGCUGUCGCCGAGUUUCUGGCAACGGUUCAAGCGAUCAAAUUCACGAGAACUGUACUCAAGGGUACUCAUCCCGGUGUUGAGCGGGCACGACAAAUCUUAGAGGCCAAGAUAAUUGGCAGCUCUACCCUCGAUUGGCACAUGCGCAUGAACACCUUUUUUAUCAGAAAAUGUGGACGGCGCACGAUGAUCGAGAAGGCCGCUCAAGUUUAUUCGACAUGUUUACAACUCGCUGUGCAGGACGCUCUGAGGGUUAAAAAGGGGAUGACGUUGACCGAGAGCGAGAUCGAGGAACAUCUCAACGGCGAUACAGUCCGGCAGUAUCUGAUGAAGGAGAAAGCCGAAGGUCAUCUUGAUGAUGAUAUUGAGAUUAUGUACCGCUCCAAAAAAAGCUUCAACGCGUCUGGGGAGGACAAUGACGCGGUCGAGGAGCUCUACUCUGUUCUCGAGACUCAGGGGCCCGACGACGUCCCACUCGAUUCUCCAACGUCUGAGCUGGACCUGAGCACGGAUGAGGCCGUGCAAGCGUUUGAGCUCACGCCCACGAACAGAGCGAGUUUCCUGCGAGCCAUGACCAAGCCUGACGUCCAACUCCGCGUCUGUUGUCUUUGGGAGCGUCGCCUCAGGGCAUACUUCUUUGAAUGCCUAUCAGGAAUUCCCGAGAAUGAGCUGGAACGAUUGCGCGUCGAUGCUGUGACAACACUGACGCAAAUGAAAUGCGCACCACGCUCGACAACGACAAAGACAGAAGAAUGGAAGGUUGCGGUUACGAAGAGCGGCCUUGCCCGACUGCUCAGGCAGAUCACGCGGACAGAGUUCAUGUUUUCCUGGCAGUAUCAGGCGCAAAAGGCCGAGCGUGCAGUUCUGGGGCAUGUUCUUCAUUCCCUCUGCUUUCAUCAAUGGGCCGAAGCCCUCUCAAUCAUCUUCGACAAAUGGUCGCCAAAGGAUUUGGAGGAGGCUGCGGGCAUCAUCGCCGCUGAAGCAACGUAUCCAACACUGAGUGCUGGCGCUACGCUCAAAAACAUUUCAACGUACGGUUACGACAACUCGGCCUGGUUGAAGCGCUACGUCGAGAAACGUGAACAAAGCGCGAUAACUGCAUGGAACAAGAAUCAGCGGAGGCAGGCACGCCCACGGAACAAGAACAAGAAACCCGCAGAGCCAUUUGUCCUCAAGACUGACGUGACGCUCGGUGAAAGUUUCCUGGGCUUCCUCGGAGAUCACCCAGAGCUUCUCCCGAGCCGCUACAAUAUGCAGGCCUACUUUCUGUUUCUCGACCGCCCACACUUCCUGCGGAACUUCUACCUAUGGGGUCGUGCUGCGCUCAUGCUGUUCGAUUACAGAGUUGAUUCGGACAAAGACCUUGACAACAUCUACGCGGACAUCAUGAAGGUCAAGGCUGACCAUCUCCAAGGACUCGGGGAAGGCUCCGAAAAGCUGCAUCUCCUGUUCAAGGAGUGUAAGCGCUUGCGUGAUCUGGUCAAGCCCACAUCUAACGUCACCAUGAAGAACCUGGAACGAAAGCGCGAGGUCACUGUCUUCCCUGUGACUGCGCUCGACAAGGAGCUACUCGACGCAACGGAUGGUAAAGCUUUCACCUUUCAUGCUUCAGAUCGGAUAGAGCGCCUGCCAACAGGAAAGAAAGCGUCCAAUGACAGUUCAACGGGUAUCAAGUUCAUCGAUCCCCGAGAACCACCAUACUCCUUGCAAUGCAUCAAGCCCGACGAGAAAAUUCUCAAGGCGUGGGGUAAGCACGUCUUCAUCUUCGUGGACACUGCUACAAAAGCCAUUGUUGGUGGUGUUAUAUUCCAAGCGUUCAAUGAGCGGCAACUCGAAGAAGCUAUCAAACACCACACCCUUGUAUGCCGGUUCCCUGGUCUGCGGCGAGGGACAUCGUUUCUCGAGUUUGCAUAUGGCAAGAUGAUUCCUGUAGGCUUUCGAGUGCCAGGUGGUGGACGGCCGGGAGAUGAGUACGGCCCGCAUCCGAUCAUGGUGAACCAAGCGGACCGAAGUGAGAAGGCUGGAGAUCACGACGACGUUGAUAUGAUGUUUGCGCACGCUGAGGAUAUCGAGAUGGUUUUUGAUGCGGUGAAGGACUACGUACCUGAAGUCGUCAACAGCAUCCGCGACUUGUCGGACGAGAAGCAGCUCAAGGACAUGGGCAGCUGCGGGGUCAGCAGUUAUUACUGCUCGAACUACCUGUCCCAACAACACGGCGACAAUGAUGUGGGUUGGUCUCUGUGUUCGCAGCUGUACAAAAAGCUCGAUACUGCUGGUGGGAGCCCUACAGAAGACUUCAACUUCGCGUUCACGAAGUGGGGGGUGUACAUCGAGACCCAGGCGAACUGUGUCUGGUGGUUCCGUAGCGAAGAUCUACACGGGUCGAUAAUGCCCACAAACAGCACUAUCCAAUCCCUUCGACAGCAGGCAACGCGUACCCGGCGCGCAACCACUCAACCUCGCGCACAGCGACUUCGUGGGGGAGCGGGGUCGGACGUGGGUAGCGAUGCCGAGAGCAACACCUCCCACAUUGCAGUGGCCGGCUCGCCACCACCUCCUACAACAGGUUCUGGUGGUAUCCACGUCACGGUGCGCAAGAAGGACGCAGAUCGGGCGGAGCGUUUCGCAAGGACGCAGCGCAGAGCUGCAGCUCGCAAUGCCUACUGGCAGGGUAGAGAGUAG